UUUCCUUGUCUACAUGUAUUCAUUUUCAUAACUACUUCUAUCAUCUCUUCCUCCAUUUUAUCACUAUUUCAUUCCUUUUUGUUUCUUCUUUAAUAUCACAUAUCUAUGUCUCUACCUGUUAUUGAUAGUGAAAUCAGUCAACACCACAAUAAAGAUAAUAACAACAGCUUAGAUCAAGGUAUCUCACCUCCACCUUCACCUCCACCUAUUCAUUCAUUAUAUACAGAAGGUCAUGUUUAUCCAUCGCUAUCAGGUUCCAUCUUAUCUACACGCAACAAUAAAACCUCCAGUAUCAACCAAACCAAGCUAGACCGAAAUCAAUUUCUUUUACAACCCAAACAAUCCAUGCCAACAAAAAAGGAUGAUCCAAGCCAUCAAGAACCAAUAACAAGACGACAAAAAUUCUAUGGAUACAUGCGACAAUUGAUGAUCUAUUUACUGAAGCAAUUGAUGAAGAAGAACAAUCUUGCCUUGGUGAUCAAUGGGAUUCAUCAAGUGUGGCGUGCACGGUUCUUCAUGGUACAUACUGUUCGAACGACUUAUCAUGUAUUGACCUCUUAUCCUUACCAUCAAGCCUAUCGAGAAGCUUGGAUGAUAUGGGCGCAAAUUGUCAACUUGGUUUUCUUCAUUGCAAAAAAGGAACAACUCUCGGUCCACACCUUAGCUUCCUUUAGAAAUUUGGAGGAUGAUAUCAAGUCACUUUCUUGGAUAAAUAUCAUGAUGGUGGCGCGUAUGUAUUUGUCUCAUCUUCAGGGCUUACUUCGAUUGGGAAUACGAACUGGUGUACGUGCUUUGAGACAUAUAAGUGCUUGGGAAUCCGUUGUAUUAGCUAUCACCUCUGUUGCUUUGACUCGAUCGUUACAAAAUCCAAGUCAUUGGAUGUAGAUAGGUAAGGUUAUCUGACUUUAUCAUUUUAUUGUUCCCUUUCUGAUGAUUAAUAUUUAUCUAUCUUGGGCAGGUUUACUAUCCAAUCUCUUAUUAUUCUUAUUGUUACUUUCCUUAUUCAUCCUCUUUUAUUUUAUCACUCCCUUACUUCUUGUUCCAUCUUUUAUCCUUAUGUUUACCCUCCCUUUUUUUUUUUUUUAUCAUACCAAAAAUUAGUAGAUCUUGAAAUAUAGUUUUUG
This is a messenger RNA of Halteromyces radiatus, 1124 nucleotides long. RefSeq lists its product as uncharacterized. The record is from RefSeq and is a predicted model, not a curated record. The transcript has a single exon. Bases 106 to 885 code for a protein of 259 amino acids. NCBI's taxonomy places the organism in Eukaryota, Fungi, Mucoromycota, Mucoromycetes, Mucorales, Cunninghamellaceae.